AUGCCAAAUAUUAAAGUGUUUUCUGGUAGCUCCAACCAGGAUUUGGCUCAAAAGAUAGCUGACCGUAUUGGUUGUCGAUUGGCGAAAGUAACUUCCAAAAAAUUCAGCAACCAGGAGACAAGUGUCGAGGUUGGAGAAUCAGUACGAGGAGAAGAUGUAUAUAUCAUACAGACUGGCGGCGGAGAAGUCAAUGACAAUCUGAUGGAACUGCUCAUAAUGAUAAAUGCUUGUAAAAUUGCUUCUAGUUGUAGAGUUUCAGCAGUUAUCCCGUGUUUUCCAUACGCCAGACAAGACAAAAAGAUAGUAAGUUUUGCUCCUAACUUUCAUAAUGAGUCAUUAUUUCCUCUGGUCUAA
Trichobilharzia szidati is the source of this 354-nucleotide messenger RNA. The record is from the annotation of a GenBank genome assembly. NCBI's taxonomy places the organism in Eukaryota, Metazoa, Platyhelminthes, Trematoda, Strigeidida, Schistosomatidae.